Lachancea mirantina is the source of this 528-nucleotide messenger RNA. NCBI's taxonomy places the organism in Eukaryota, Fungi, Ascomycota, Saccharomycetes, Saccharomycetales, Saccharomycetaceae. The record is from the annotation of a GenBank genome assembly.
AUGCUAAGACGUUCUGUACUCGGUUUUUCGACGUUGGUUACUCGUAAUGCCCCCGCCGCCGUGCUAACCAGAGCUGCAACGAAUAUAGUGAAACUGCAACCAUUACGAGUUCCUGUCUCGACUCCAAUCUCGAACAUUGCAAGACCCUACGCGUCUGCCUCGACAGAUGGACACGAAAUCCCGCAGGAGAUCCUCACAUUGACAAACGACGUGUAUCACGAAAAGUCAGAUCAAUUUCUGCAAGCGUUGCAAGACAAUUUAGAAGAAAUUAGCGACGAGUAUCCAGAAGUGAUUCCAGACGUCGAGCUUUCACAAGGUGUUAUGACAUUGGUUGUACCGGAGCUUGGCACCUAUGUGAUCAACAAACAGCCUCCUAACAAGCAAAUUUGGCUUGCAUCGCCUGUAUCAGGUCCGAACCGCUUCGAUUUGUAUGGUGGAGAAUGGGUGUCACUGCGAGACGGUAGCAAACUGUUGGACUUGCUACGCACGGAAUUGAACUCUGUCUUGCCGGAAAAGGUGGAUUUCUAG